AGCCCUGUUAGGUCAAUGGGAGUUGGCUGCGGGCGCGCGCCUCACAGGCUCGUGUGGGUCUCGCGCCGGGUGGGCGGUUUAACCGUCGCUCUCGCGGCUCCGACGCCAUUUUGCUCUCGCUCCUUCAGGCGAGGCGGCCGGCCGGGCUGGCCUGAGGGGACUGCCGGCCCGCUGCACUAUGGAGCCCUGCCCGAGAGGAGACCUCAACGCCGCCAGGAGAUCCCGAGCUUCCGCAGGCAGCAGCUGGAUUCCGGCGCCGGAGAAGCGGCCGGGCCGCAGGGAGCGCUGAGGAGCCCCGCUAUGGAGCCGAGGAAGCGGGAGCAGGCAAGCCCCGGGCUCGGCCAGGCCAGCUCCCGGUUAGGACUCACCUGGCUGAAGCUCGGCCCCUGUCCCCCGGCUCCUGACGUCGCGGCCCAGCCCCAGCUCAGCGCCCCCUUCUCCUGGCUGCGGCUCUUCUCGCAGCUGCUUUCCCCGCUGCCCGGUCUCCUCCACCGGCUGCUGCCCGGCCAGGGGCUGAGCAGCGCCCUGUGCCCCGCGGCGGGGGAGCCUCCCGCCGGGGCAUCUCAGGCCGCGAAUCUUCUGCUGCUGUCCGAGGCCAGCGCCUCACUGAGCUGGGCCGACGGGCAGCUGCACGGCGCCCCGGAGAUGCGCCGGAAGAAUAGCCUGGAGCCUGCCCAGCCGCUGUGGGGAGCUGGGCUGGUGCGGAGCGGCCUGGCCCCGCUCAGUGUCCGGCAAGUGGACCUGGUCUCCUAUAUGCUGGGCCCCGGCGGCAGUCUGGGGUCCGGCUACGGCCAAGCCUGCUGCACCGACAAGAGCCACCUGCCCCAGCCCUUGAGCGCCGAGCUCCCCGCGGACGGCUGGCGGGGACCCCCAUCGCGGGAGGGGCUGCCAGAAAUCCAGCACCUCCGCACCAAGCGCCUGGAGUUCCUCCAGCAGCAGCAGCAGCUGGCGACUAAUUGCUUGGCCGUGCCUGACCCGGACCAUGGCUACCACAGCCUGGAGGAGGAACAGCAGCACAGGGGUAACAGCCAAGAGGCUGGGAUGCUGAGAGGCCCUGAGGAAGUGCCUGAGCACAGCAUAGUGGGGCAAGCUGGAGACAGCCCCCUAGAACAGGAGGUAUGGCGUCCUGAGAAGGAGGCAAGUGAGGAAGCGCCCAUCUCGGAAGAGGAUGAAGAUGAGGAUUCUGAUAUAGAGCAAGACCUGCCAGUGUCAUCCAGGCCUGCCUGUGCUAACAAACUGAUAGACUACAUUAUCAGGGGCAGUUCCAGUGGAGAGGAAAGUUCAGAGGGUGAGGAAGACUGGGAUGGGGAUGAUGAUGGGUUUGAUAGCGAGGGGUCCCUCUCAGAUUCAGACUCUACUAGCCAGGAUAGUGAGAGCCAGCACCUCUGGAACUCCUUCUGCAGUUUGGAUCCUUACAAUCCUCAGAACUUUACAGCUGCCAUUCGAACUGCUAAUAAUUCAGAGAAGGUUUUGUCUGGUGAGUCAUAUGUAGAGGAGGAUUCUUCAUGGGCCGAAAGCCUUCCUGGCUCUCCUGCCCUCAGUUCUGAAGAGGAUGAUGAAUGGGAGUGUAAUAGUGCAGAUGAGGAAGAUAAUUUGAAACUUUGGAACUCAUUCUGUAACUCAGAUGAUCCCUAUAACCCUUUCAAUUUCAAGGCACCAUUUCAAACUGCAAAAAAGAAAGGGAAGCAUGACUUAGAAGGAGCAUCAGGGCUGUGUAUGGUCAGCUCUCAGUGCAAUCUCUUAUUCACCUGUCAGGUGCAGCUGCUGGAGAACCAUAACUGUGGGGUCUCAGAUAUUGUGCAGCAUGGCAUUCUUUUUGGAGAGAAACAUACAAGUACCAAGAGAAAAAAGGUAACAUUCCUUGAAGAAGUUACUGAGUAUUAUGUAAGCAGUGAAGAAGAUCGGAAAGGACCCUGGGAAGAACUUGCACGGGAUGGAUGCAGGUUCCAGAAACGAAUUCAAGAAACAGAAGAUGCUAUUGGAUACUGCUUAACCAUAGAACAUAGACAGAGGAUAUUUAAUAGACUCCAGGAAAUAUACACCUCUACCCCGAUAUAACACGACCCAAUAUAACAUGAAUUCAGAUAUAGCGCAGUAAAGCAGCGCUCUGGAGGGCAGGGCUGCGCACUCUGGUGGAUCGGCACGUCCGUGUGUCUGGCUCUGACCCGCAGCUCUGAGCAGCGUGUUAAGGGGGCCGAGCCGGGGCCGAGGGGUUGGAUAAGGGGCAGAGGGUCUCGGGGGGAGGUCAGGGGACAGGGAGAUGGGGCUUGGAUGGUUCGGAGGUUCUGGGGGCAGGGCGGUCAGGGGAUGGGGAAUGGGAGCGUUGGAUAGGGCAUGGAGUCCCGGGGGGCCUGUCAGGGGCAGAGGUGUGGAUGGGGGUGGGGCAGUCGGGACAGGGAGCAGGGGGGUUGGGUGAGGCUGGGGUCCUGGGGGUGAUUAGGGACGGGGGGGGUUUCUGGAGGGGGCGAUUGGGGACAAGGAGCAGGGGUCUUAGAUAGGGGUUGGGGUCUUGUGGGGGGGGGGGGGUCGUCUCUGGAGGGGUUAGUCAGGGGACAAGGAGCGGGGGGGUUGGAUGGGUCGGAGGUUCUGAGGGGCCAGUCAGGGGGUGGGAAGUGACUAUUAAUAACGGAAAUGCUCGAGGCCAAAGCAAGUUUGAUAUAAUGCAGUUUCGCCUAUAAUGCGGUAAGAUUUUUUGGCUUCUGAGGACCGCAUUAUAUCUGGGUAGAGAUGUACUACAAAAGGUUUGAUGUUUUCUAGCCCCCUAAAUUUGGUAGCCCUGCUACGCUACUGUUCCUAUAACAGGGAGCUAAGCAUAACUUUAAUACUGCUUCCAAAUUUAAUGUUCAGCCAAUAAAAUAUACCUAAUUAUGUCCAGUUUUGAUAUGGAAACAAAAAAUACCUUGAUCAACUUGAAGAAUAAGAGUGGUGUAAUUGUAUUGCUCUUAAAGCAGUUUGUGUCUCAACUGUUCAGGUAAAAUCCAGUCCAUAAAUGCCUUUUGUACACACUGUCCGUCGCUAGUACCGAUUGGAUGGUUUAGUGAGGUCCUCGGAUCGGCCCUGCUAGGGUUGGUCAUGGCCCUGGUGGAGUGGCGAGAAGAUGGUCAAACUUGACUAUCUAGGGGAAGUAAAAGUUGUAACAAGGUUUCCAUAGGUGAACUUAAUGAAGGGUCAUUAAUGGGGUGCGCGGGGAGCGACAGGACCGGGGUGGGCAACUGACCCUGGACUGGGGGGGGGUGGAACUCAAUGCAGGUGUGUGGCCGGGAUGGUGCACGAGGGGAGGGAAAAAGUCAGUGGCCCCAGUCAUGUCCACCUCCCAGUCAUGCUGGGAACAGAGUGAAACCCUGGAUCCCUGGGAGAGGGCAAGGCCACAGCAGCACUUUCUCAGUGGGCCUUCUGGGACGAUGCCCCCUGAGGUCACGCAGAGCUGGCUGGUGGGUGCCGGGCAGCACUCCGUGUGCUGUCCAUCGCUGCCUGCCUACCCCAUAGGUCGGAAGUGGCAAGGGAGAGCACCCCAGAGGGACUGGAGCAGUUUCCCUCAACCAGGAGCCAGGUACCUAGCGCGCUCUGUGAGCUUUGCGGCCCAGGGAAGGUGGUGGUUCAAAGACUUGUGUGGCACAUGCCACCCACCCCUAUCCCUCCCAGUCCACGGGAAGCCUAGGAGGGAGAAGGGCUACCCUGCUUCCCUCUCUGCUGUGUCUCUGUGUGCCUCCGUCUGCCAUAUGUAGGAGAAGAGUGGCUAUUAAGUUGGAAUUUUGCACUUUUGAAAAAGCAAGAAUCUGAAAUAUUUAUAGGGUUCAAAACCCAAUGAUUACAGUUCUGAUUUAAAGUUUGAAUUGGUAGUUGCUGCAGUUCAGUUGUCUUUUUCUCAACUUCUUUUUUUAUUUUUCCUGCUAAUUGUAUUAGUUAACAGUGCUCGGUCUCCUUCUCAAGAAUUCAGUUUUGCUUAUCAGGUUUUUUCUUUGUUACAUAACACCUUCGAUAAUGUAUGUAUUUAAAUAUUUUGAUCAAAAGCUGGAUUUCAGGAGAGCUGAAAACUACCAGUGCUGCUGUUCUUGUGUUUUCUAAAUAUAAAAUUCUUGCCUGGUACUUAUCAAAGCUAGUUGUGCAGUAGGUCCAGGUUCUUUCAGAACUCUGGAAAGCUCUGUUACCCUGAUCAGCAUAUGCAACAUGUAGUACAUAUACUGAUGUUGAGGGUGACAGUCUGAGCCUAGACUGUAUCAUGGGCAGGCAUCUGCCGGUUAUGCUUUAGUUUUCACUUUAACAGCUUGUGGCGGUUGACCUGCAAAGGACAGUGAAAAGUGGAAUUCUACAUCAGGUUCUUGGCCUUUUGAACCAACUCGUCAAGCUCUAAAGCUACAUCCAAGUACAUAUGUUCUUUACAGAAAACAAGUAUUAAUACCACCCUGUCUCAGCACCUCCACUUAACGGACAGUAUAAAACCAUAUAGAUGGAAACUGACAGUUAAGAUGUCUCCAGUUGAAGAAAAAUGUAUUCUUUAGUCUCAUUCUAAGUUUACAGUUUCAAUCGGAAGCUAUUUAUUCUUUUAAACUAGUAGUAAUCUUUCUUUAUUUGAAUGAAGUUGAAUAUUGCUCAAAAAGACAGUAAGAUAUACUGUCUUCCUGUAAAAUUAAAGGUCUACUUUAUUGUAGAGCUUGUCUGAUAAACUUGAAUAGCCAUAAAAUUGGCUAUACAAAAACUGUACACCAACCUUGUUUGGGGUUUUUUUAAUCCCUGUUGAGUAAGCAUGAAUUGGAUUGCCUUUUCCUGCAAAUUUUCUUAAAUUAGUGUGUCCUGGUGAAAUCCUCUUGAAUCUUUUUUGGCAUUUCAGCUUCUAGCAAUUUAAGAAAUGAUCUCAGGUCAAAUUUAAACCCAAAAUUGGGUUAUGUAAAAACUUACAAAACAUAAAGCUAGUAGAACUGCUUCCAUGAUUUAAAAAAAAAAUUCCAAUGGCAACAACUCUUAAAACACCAGUUUCCCUACAGUGCUUGCAAGCCAAACAGUGUGAUAGAGGAAGGAUGGUCUUGUGGUUAAAGCACACGAGAUCCCAUUCUUUUCUCAGCUCUGCCAGUCUCCCUCUAGGUUUGGACAAGUCACUUUUUUGCCUUGAUUUCUCUGUAAAAUUAAGAAUGCUCCCUUGCCUCAAAGGGUUGUUUGAGGUUUUAAUUCAUUAGUAUUUGUUAGUGUUGUGAGAUCAUGUGAAAGACAGCAUUAUAGGAAUAUAAAUAUUGACUCAAUGGGGAAAGAACUAGAAAGGAGCUCAAAAGUGAAGCUGACUAGUGGGUUUUCAUUGUCCCUAAUUAAGUAAAAUUAGACUAAAAUUCUAUCAGUUUUUAAUGUAAGGAAUCUGCUUAAUUUUCAACCUGACAGCAUCUCAAUCUUUUCCAUACAUCUUCAUCAUAGCAAUAAACAUAGUUUUCAUUGAGGUACAUAUCUGCAUAGGUAAGCACUUCGAACUAAAUUGCUGUCUCCUUCAAAGCAUCAGGUGCAAAAUGAAAAGAGGGGGAUUCUGGCACUAACCUCUCAGCCAUAGAAAUCCAAAAAUAAAAUCCCUAACCAAAAGCAAACCAAUUUUAGUAGUCUAUUCUCUUUCCUUUCUCUACAACAUAUCUUAAAAUAGUAAUGAAGGAUGUGGAAGGCUGUUUUUUGUAUGUAUAAGUGUUUCACUAAAGAACACCUGUUAAUUUUAAACUUUAAAUCAAAGCUGUAAUUAUCAGAUUUUAUUUUUAUAUAAUUUUAGAGAGGUGAAGUUAGAAGCCUGACAACCUUCUAAAUUGGAUUUAUACAGAUUUUAAUUGAUUUGAUUGUAUCCAAUUUGUUGGGUUUUUAUAUCUAAUGUUAUAUUUCUGUAUAUAAUAAAAUUAUUCAGAACUAAUGUGUAAAUUGAAAUAAAGAUAUUUGCAAGAUA
This is a messenger RNA of Chelonia mydas (Green sea turtle), 5905 nucleotides long. RefSeq names its product protein phosphatase 1 regulatory subunit 15B (gene PPP1R15B). The transcript has 3 exons. Bases 16 to 2058 code for a protein of 680 amino acids. Gene Ontology annotation, cellular component: endoplasmic reticulum; protein phosphatase type 1 complex. NCBI's taxonomy places the organism in Eukaryota, Metazoa, Chordata, Testudines, Cheloniidae. The record is from RefSeq and is a predicted model, not a curated record. Gene Ontology annotation, biological process: response to endoplasmic reticulum stress. Gene Ontology annotation, molecular function: protein phosphatase regulator activity.